AUAAUUGCAAUAGCUGUGAUUUUUUAGUGAAGACAAACGCUCCCCGCAAAAAGUAUGUAGUUUUGCUCUAAAUUUUUCUUUAGUAUUUUCUUCAUUUUCCACUAAACAAAUCAGCCCAGAACCGUGCCUGGAGAUGGCUCAAAAGGGGACCGACAUGGAUUACCUGGCCCUUUAUGAACUGCUCCUGGACAAAAAUAUUGAACACCAGACUUUUGAGGUCAUCUGCUCGACGAUCCAGAAGAAAUUCGCCAAGGCGGACUUUCUCAGAGUGGGCACUCUGCUGACAUUGCUGAUUCGUCAGGGAGAUUUUCCGGGAAUCAUUCAGCGACUCAGUGGGUACUAUUUGCUGAUAGAUUUGUUCAAGGGUGAUGGGCAGAGUGAGUCUCCUUUCCUGGGGUUUUUGGUGGGGCAAUUUGAGUCAAAAGACACGGCUCUGACGAAGCUGAAUGUGAUUGAGAGGAAUUUUCUGGGGCAGUUGCUGUCAUCGGGGACGAAGGAAUUGAGUAAGCAGACUCCGCAGCAGAUUCUGCAGGCUGAUCACUUUCCCGUGUCCCAUGAUAUUUUCCAUGCCCGGCAUCAGGUCCUGGAGAAGGAAAAGGAACUUCCGGUGUCUGUGAGAGCUAGUUUGAUGAAUGCUGUUCCUGCUCCGGCCGUUGGGGUCGCCGUGGAGGCUGAGUCGGCAAUGAAGGAAUUGAUGGAGGGCCUUCUGAAGCCGGAUACUCCGUUGAAGAAUGGUCUGUCGCCGAGAUUCUUCACUGUGGCUCCGCCCCUGCUGCCCUGUGACGAUGAACUGGUGUGGUUCGAUGCCACAAAUCCUGCCUGGCAUCGACCGAUUUAUGACAUUACCAUGUGCUCCUCCACGAAUCUCUGCUGGGAAGUCAAGAGGCUCCUUGCCCAGGCCUACAAGCAAGCUCUAACCAUUCCGGAUCAGCAGAGACUGUCCAGUGCUCUGGAACGGGAUCCCAAUAUUGUCUAUCACAUCGGAUUGACUCCGUCUCAGUUGCCCAAUCUUGUGGAAUUCAAUCCAAUGGUGGCCAUUGAGAUCCUCCUGAAGUUGAUGAACUCCACACAAAUCACGGAAUACUUCAGUGUUCUGGUCAAUAUGGAACUCUCCCUGCACUCCAUGGAGGUGGUCAAUCGUCUGACCAAUUCCGUCGAUCUCCCUUCGGAAUUUGUCCAUCUCUAUAUCAGCAAUUGCAUCAGCACGUGCGAAACCAUCAAAGACAAGUACAUGCAGAGUCGACUCGUUCGUCUGGUCUGUGUCUUCCUGCAGAGCCUCAUCCGGAACAAGAUCAUCAACGUCAAGGAGCUCUCACUCGAAGUGGAAGCCUUCUGUGUGGAAUUUGGGCGAAUCCGGGAAGCUGCCGGACUGUUCAGACUGCUCAAGCAAAUGGAGAUCUGUGACACUCAGCAGACAACCCUGGGCAGCAGAAAUUCACCCCCGCAUCCAUCCUCUCCCAAGGAAUAGCCCCCAAAAAAAAAACAACUCUGACUCACAAA
Phlebotomus papatasi is the source of this 1500-nucleotide messenger RNA. RefSeq names its product CCR4-NOT transcription complex subunit 11 (gene Not11). The coding region runs from base 134 to 1468 and encodes 444 amino acids. Gene Ontology annotation, biological process: mRNA catabolic process; negative regulation of translation. Gene Ontology annotation, cellular component: CCR4-NOT complex. Lineage: Eukaryota; Metazoa; Arthropoda; Insecta; Diptera; Psychodidae. The transcript is spliced from 3 exons. The record is from RefSeq and is a predicted model, not a curated record.